Molecule: messenger RNA, 1830 nt
Organism: Oncorhynchus nerka (sockeye salmon)
Lineage: Eukaryota; Metazoa; Chordata; Actinopteri; Salmoniformes; Salmonidae
Product: apolipoprotein B-100-like
Exons: 10
Coding region: 88-1830 (580 amino acids)
Biological process (GO): lipoprotein transport; cholesterol transport; triglyceride mobilization
Cellular component (GO): very-low-density lipoprotein particle; mature chylomicron; low-density lipoprotein particle
Molecular function (GO): low-density lipoprotein particle receptor binding; cholesterol transfer activity
Source: RefSeq, a predicted model, not a curated record
CUCCCCCUACAGGUCGAGAUUGAAGUUCCUCAGUCUUGCAGCUACAUCCUGCGCACCACAGGCUGUAGCUUGAGUGAGGUUGUUGAUAUGGACGCAGAGGGCAACCCUGUGUUCGGACCUGCCCCCGGAUCUGAUGCCUUUACUGCUGCCAUGGAGAAACAUCCUCUGAAGGUUGUGGUUGAGGGAGUGUAUGAUGUGAAACUGUACCCUGAGGAGGAUGAGUCCGUGACCAUCUUGAACAUUAAGAGAGGUAUCGUGUCUGCCCUUGCCGUGCCCCUGCUGGAAGAGGAGAACAACAAGAAAAUGCCCACCAUCCACGGCAUGUGCAAGACCAACUACAUAGUCAACGCCAUGGAGGACAUCGCUACUGACAUCACUCUCAACAGGGACUUGUCCAAAUGCGACCACUUCAUCCCCCAGAGGGACCACACCAGCCCCCUGGCCCUCAUCUCUGGCAUGCACUAUCCUCUUGCUCAGCUGAUCAGAAGCUCCCAGACCUGCAACUACAAGUUUGACAAUGACAAGAAGCACAUGACCUCUGGUGCCUGCACUGAGAACCACAUCCUGGUGCCUUUCUCUCACAAGGGAGAGUAUGGAGUUACCAACGUUGGCAAGCAGUUCCUGACUCUGCUGGAGGUUUCCACAUACAAUGAGAGAGUUUUUGACCACAAUGUGGCCAACCUUAAGGGUCUGCCAAUGGAGGCUGCUGAGGACAAGAGCGUUGUUCAGGACAAGGAUGCUCCUCUGGCUGUCCUGAGGGAAUUGGCCACUCUGUCCAACGGUGAGAAGAGAGCCCACCUCUUCCAGCAGCUUGUGAGCAUGGUCCGUGGAAUGAAGGCUGAGACCCUGAGCCCUGCUAUCCCCGAGGCACUGAAGUUAUCCGGACCCCUGACCUACCAGGUUCUGGCCCAGUGCGGUACACCAGAGUGCAGCAGUGCCAUCAUGCAGAUCCUCAGGACCUUUGACAACUCUGCCUUUGAGGUUGAUGCCAUUGUGUUCGCUAUGGGACAGGUCCCCAACCCCUCUGCCCUCCUGGUCAACGACAUGCUGGCUAUGGCACGGUACAAGCAGAGCAAGCCUAUCCUGUAUGCCCUGAGCAAUGUUGUCAAGAGAUUCUACAAGGCCGAGGGCAAAGUGACCCCUGAGAUCGAGGCUGUGGCUGAGUUUGCUGUUGCCCAGCUGGGUGACUGCACCGGUGACAAUGAGCAGAACUUCCUGGUCCUAAGGGUGAAUGUUAUUGGUAACAUGGCUGCAGCCAUGGGAGCCGCCAGUCCUGCCCUGAAGUCUGCUGUGAUCCAGUGUGUAAACGAGCCCGCCGCUUCCCUGGAAGUCCAACAGGCUGCCAUUCAGGCAUUCAGACAGACCCCUGUCCCUGAGGAGGGCAGAGAGGUGCUCAUGCAGGUUCUUUUGAGUGGUGCUAGCCCCCUGCAGAAGCGUGUUGCUGCCUACCUGGUGCUGAUGAAGGACCCCCAGCCUGCUGAACUAGCUCAGCUGGCCGCUGCUCUGCCCAUCGAAGAAGACCAGCAGGCCAAGAGCUUUGUCAUCUCCCACCUGACUAACAUACUGGAAUCCACUGCAGCCGAGACACAGGAGCUGAGACAGAAAAUUAUUGAUGCCCUGCAGGGCAAUGAGGUUGGAACUGUCAUGGAUCCCACCAAGUUCUCCCGCAACUACAGGAUUGGAUCUGUGCAAGGAAAUAUGCUCUUUGAGGGCACCAGCUAUCUGCCCAAGGAAGUCAUGCUGGAGAUGACCCUGAAGGCCUUCGGCUACAAUGUGGACAUGAUGGAGGUAAAAAAUACUAUUGAAUUUGUUUCCCUAAGCCUUUUAUAG